Molecule: messenger RNA, 326 nt
Organism: Staurois parvus
Lineage: Eukaryota; Metazoa; Chordata; Amphibia; Anura; Ranidae
Source: the annotation of a GenBank genome assembly
AUGGGGAUCAGAAAAGAACUGUCAAAAAUCCUGCGUAACAAGGUUAUGGAACUUUAUAAAGAUGGAAAAGGACAUAAAAAGAUGUCCAAAGCCUUGAAUAUGCCAGUCAUCACUUCCAUUAAGAAGCAGAAAAUUCAGGGACUUCCUGAUACCAAACCAAGUACAGGUAGACCAAGAAAGAUCGCAGCCACAACUGCCAGAAGAAUUGUUCGGGAUACAAAGGGAAACCCAUAGGUAACCAGAAGAAAAAUACAGGUUGCUCUGGAAAAAAAGACAGUGUGGUUGUUUUGAAGGAGCACAAUAUGAUGACACUUGAACAAAAAUGA